UUUUAUUCUUAGGCCAAUUUGGUCCAUUUCUUUUCAGAUCGAUGAUAACUGGAAACUAUGGCGGCUCGCUUACUCCGACCGCACUGCCAUGGCGCCGCCGUAGGUCAGUUUUUCUUCAUCUACAACUCCAAAUUCUUGUUUCAAUAUUCAACCAUUGCAGAUAAAACUGCAUGUGACCAAACACGUUUCUUGGUGAACUAUCUUGUGAACUCGCUUGGAUUUUCUAGAGGAGAAGCCAUUUCAACCAGCACUAAGGUAACUCGUUCGAAAUCCACUGCAAAUCCUCAAUCUGUGUUAAAUUUCCUCGAAAAAAGUGGUUUGGACAAAACCCAUAUCGGUAAUAUUGUUUCUGCAGUUCCCAAGUUGCUUGUGUGUGAUGUUGACAAAACCCUUAAGCCCAAACUUGACAUUCUUCAAGGUAUUGGUUUGACUGGAUCUGAUUUGGUCAAGGUCAUUACUGGGAGUGUGUCUAUUUUGAAAAGCCUAGAAGUUUCUGAUUUGGAAUUCUGCAUUAGUUAUCUUAGAAAAAUUUUGGGUAGUGAUGAGUAUGUAGUGAAAGCUAUCAAGAAAAGAACAUGCUUACUCUCUGUUAAAGCAUGUGAAAGAGUGAAAAUCAAUAUGUUGUUCUUUCAGAGCAUUGGGUUUACCGAUGAUGAUAUCAAAAAAUUCAUACUUCAAAACCCAUAUACUCUUUUGGCAAGUCCUGAGGUUGUAGAGGAAAAAGUUCACAGACUUGAAAAUGAAUUUCAUAUUUCUCGAGCAUCGGGAUUGUUUAUCCAUGGAGUUGAUGUGUUUAUUUCGAUGAAAGAGUCGACUGUAGACACAAAACUUGAUGUUUUAAGGGAUUAUGGUUGGUCUAAAUGGGAGAUAAUCAAAUUGGUUCAGCUUUUGCCUUAUUGUUUGAGACUGUCAAAGGAGAAAUUGCGAGCUGCGCUAGACUUCUACAUGGUGCAACUUGGUUUGAAACCUGCCUACUUGGCUUCUCAUCCAACACUGCUUAUGUUCAGUAUGAAAAAGAGAGUUUUGCCCCGGUUGGAAUUCAUGAGAAGUUUAGUUGAGAAGAAACUAUGUGAUGAAGAUUACAAUCUGUAUACUGUUCUGUUGCCAUCAGAACAGAAGUUUUACCAGGCUUAUGUGCUUGCCCAUAAGCUGCCUGAUGUCUGUGAACUAUACAACAAAAUUCAGCAGCAUGGAAAAGACAAAAAGCAACUUCCUAUGUUGUGCUGGAUGAGGCAUGCGAGAAUGACAACCGUUGUGGCAUUCAAUCAGAGAAGGGCGGUGAUGGCAACAGCUUUGCAGAUGACUCAUUGCUGCUUGAUGAGAGGACUUGAUCUGCAAAGUCAUCUCAAGCAUGCAUUCAUACAGAUUGCAGAAUUUCAGUUAGGUAGCAGAAGCCACAGGAAAAGAGACACAAAAGGGUGUGUUCAGUAUGAAGGAACCAUACCAAUAAAAAAAAACUGUGUUUUUUUUACUCUUGCUAAGUAUAGAAAGGUGCUCAACGAUAUGUUCCUCCGAUUCAGAGGCGGCGCCGCCGCCGCUGCGGCUGCCGCCAGAUUUCACGGUUUUACAGACUUCCUUUCCUUGAAUAGUAUCAAAUCUCAAUGUCUCUACUCAACAAGCGCAACCUCAGCAUUGGUGAAAUACCUGGUUGAUUCUCUCGGGUUCUCUAAACAAGAAGCAUCGUUGGCAUCUUCCAAGGUAACUUCACGGAAACACUUAGAUAAUCCUGAUUUAGUCAUCAAUUUCUUGAAACAAACUGGUUUCCACAACACCCAGGUGAAAAAACUGGUUUUUAUGGCACCCAAAUUGCUAUACCAUGAUGUUAACAAAACCCUAAAACCCAAAUUCCAGUGCCUUAUGGAUCUCGGGCUAUCCGGGUCGGACCUGGCGAAGUUAACCACUAAAGAUACAACAAUUGUUGAAAAAGGUUUAGUUACUCAUUUGAGACCUACCAUUGAUUUCCUUAGGAAAAUUAUGGGUAGUGAUGAAGAUGUAGUUAAGGCUAUAAAGAAAAGUUCUUGGUUGAUUUCUUUUAAUGCUCAUCAAAUUAUGAAGAAUAAUGUAGUGUUAUUGAGAAACUCUGGUGUUUCUGAUGUCAAAAUAAGAAAACUUGUGCUUAUAUGUCCUCAUUAUCUUACACAAAAGCCUGAGUGGGUUAAGGAUUUGUUGCAUAGGUUGGAGAAAGAUUUUCGAAUCCCACUUCACUCUCCUAUGUUUCCUUAUGGAUUUCAUACAUUAGCCGCGCAAAAGAAGUCCAAGUAUGAAAACAAGAUUGAAAUUUUCAAGAGUUUUGGAUGGUCUAAUGAUUAUGUACUCAUGAUGUUCAGGAAGUUACCGUAUUGUAUUGCUCUAUCUGAGGAUAAAAUUCAGAAAGCAUUGAGUUUUUACAUGAAUAGGCUUGGUUGUGAACCUGCUUACUUGGCUUCUCAUCCUUCAAUUUUGGUCUUUAGUUUGGAAAAAAGGGUGGUACCUCGGAUGCAAGUCUUGAAAAUUUUGGAUGAAAAGAAGGUUGAGAGGAGAAAGUUGGGUUUCUAUUAUGCUCUGACCAUAACAGAGACAAAGUUUAUGGAUUACUUUGUGCUACCCUACAAGGAUCAGAUACCUGAUUUGUAUGAACAGCUCAACAAAAUUGUGGCUCCGUAGUACAUUUUGUUUAUUUUUGGCACUACGUUGAAGUAUUGUUUUCAUUUCAAACUUGUUUUGCUUUUUAGUAACCUACUUGCAUGUUUUCCAGUGUUGCCAAAGAUCAUUUCUCUCUUUA
Molecule: messenger RNA, 2761 nt
Organism: Solanum lycopersicum (tomato)
Lineage: Eukaryota; Viridiplantae; Streptophyta; Magnoliopsida; Solanales; Solanaceae
Source: RefSeq, a predicted model, not a curated record